GCCAUCUGCUUAAACAAUGAAAUUGAGAAGCCAAAACUAUUAAGGAAACAUUCAUAAAUAAGGAAAGGUUCCAAAAUCAUUGAUUAAAAAAGAAGAAAACCUACCAGUGGGUCCAAUAUUAUUAGGAGUGUUCUUGUUUGUAGUGGUUGGAUCAGCCUUGUUUCAAAUACUCAAUGUAGCUUCAAGUGGAUAAGAUGUUUGAUAUAUAUUUAUUUGCUAUAUCAUUGUUUCAUUUAAACAAUACAGAAAUUACAAUCUAACGCAGC
Molecule: messenger RNA, 266 nt
Organism: Paramecium tetraurelia
Lineage: Eukaryota; Ciliophora; Oligohymenophorea; Peniculida; Parameciidae
Exons: 3
Biological process (GO): endoplasmic reticulum unfolded protein response
Cellular component (GO): endoplasmic reticulum
Source: RefSeq, a predicted model, not a curated record